CAUAUGCGAAAUCAGGUAGAGAAAAUAAUCAACAUGGUGAACCUGGUGACAGCAUACUGCUCAAUGCUGCGUUGGGGGAUGAUGAAGAUAGCGGGUGUGAGGCCGUACACGGUGGAGAUAGAGCCAGGGACAGUGAUGAGAUUCUGGGUUCCCUCAGAAACCCCUUUGAAGCCCAAACCAGUGGUGGUUCUCCUCCACGGCUUCUGCGGGGAUGGCAUUAUGACGUGGCAGUUCCAGGUUGGCGCUUUAACUAAAAAUUACGCCGUGUACGUGCCGGACUUCCUCUUCUUCGGCAGCUCAGGCACCGACAGGCCGGAGCGGUCCGUGGCGUUUCAGGCGGAGUGUUUGGCGGCGGGGUUGAGGAAGCUCGGGGUGGAGAAGUGCAUUGUGGUUGGGUUUAGCUACGGCGGGAUGGUGGCGUUCAAUAUGGCGGAGAUGUAUCCUGAGCUGGUCCAAGCAGUUGUGGUGUCUGGGUCGUGUGUGGCUAUUAUGGAGUCUAUAAUUACAACUGUAGUGGAAGAAGCUGGGUUUUCUUCUUGUUCCGACAUGCUAUUGCCAACCUCUGUUGAGGGAUUAAGGGCACUUCUCUCAAUUGGUGCUCACAAAAACUUGGCAUGGUUUCCCAACCGUUUCUACAGAGACUUUCUUGAGGUUAUGUACUCAAAUAGGGAGGAACGAGGCGAGCUAUUAGAUGAAUUAGUCACCAGCUAUAAAGAAAUCAACAUCCCAAAAUUUCAGCAGCAAAUACAUCUUUUGUGGGGCGCGAACGAUAAACUUUUCAAAGUAGAGCUUGCAAAGAAGAUGAAAGAGAAGCUUGGAAGCAAGGCCACAUUUCAAGUCAUAAAAGAGGCUGGCCAUCUGGUUCACUUGGAGCGACCCUUUGUUUAUAAUAGGUGCCUUAAACAGUUUCUAUCUUCGGUUAUGCCUCUGCCUGAAGCCCUGAAAGACAAUCCAACUCACAUGUUACACUCUAUUGAUUAUUUACGACACUAUGAAGGAAUUUAUUAGUUAAAAAUCGAUGCUCAUAAACAAAUUUCCUUAAUUUUCAUGUUAAUUAGUAAUUAAGAUAAUUUAUUGUAUUCUCCCCUCUAAUA
Lotus japonicus is the source of this 1094-nucleotide messenger RNA. RefSeq lists its product as uncharacterized. The transcript has 4 exons. The record is from RefSeq and is a predicted model, not a curated record. Lineage: Eukaryota; Viridiplantae; Streptophyta; Magnoliopsida; Fabales; Fabaceae. The coding region runs from base 4 to 1008 and encodes 334 amino acids. Gene Ontology annotation, molecular function: catalytic activity.